This is a messenger RNA of Cloeon dipterum, 1008 nucleotides long. RefSeq lists its product as uncharacterized. The coding region runs from base 182 to 826 and encodes 214 amino acids. The transcript has 4 exons. The record is from RefSeq and is a predicted model, not a curated record. NCBI's taxonomy places the organism in Eukaryota, Metazoa, Arthropoda, Insecta, Ephemeroptera, Baetidae.
AGAGUAAAAAAGCAGCGGGGGAAGGGAUUCGGCGGGAGCGCGGCACUCGCGAUCCGCAACUCCAGUCUCGCAUCGCCGCCUCCCAAGUGCACACUAGACUUUGCCAACACACGCCCCAAGCAGAAAUCGCUGCGCCGAUCCACCGGAACUGCAAGGAAUGCUCUUCGCCUGAAGCCUCAGCAUGGUGUUGGUUUCAGCAGCCGCCGUCUCCAGCUUCUUCCUCGCCACCGCCGCUUUCUUCCGCGGAUUCACCGAGCCGACCACCACCAACAGACCCACUCUCAGACCCAUCGUUCCGUUGAAUCUACGUUUCGGCAUCCCUGCUGUUGACCACUUGGAGGAGGAGGCGACCAACAAUCACAAUGCGAUUCCGUCAUCGUCGUCGAUUUCAACGAGCAGCGUGUCGAUAGCGCACGGCACGCACCACGUGCACCACACGGUGGCCCACCACGACGGCAACCUCUUCACGUCACGGCUCGACAACAUCGACAUGGACCGCAUCCUGAACAACCGCCGUCUCGUGCACAACUACGUCGGCUGCGUCGUCGGCAAGAAACCCUGCACCGCCGAGGGCAAGGAAUUCAAACGAUCUCUGCCGGACGUGUUGCUGACCGAGUGCGCCAAGUGCAGCGUGCAAAUGCAGCGCAACAUCGAGCACAUGGUGCACGUGCUGCAGAAGGAGUAUCCGCUCGAGUGGCAGCAGCUGGUCAAGCACUACGACCCUGACGGCAGCUACCGCAAGCGGUACCCGCACUACCUGCUGGCGUCGGACGACCUGGACGCAGGUGGCAGCACCACCGCCGCUUCGACCAGCACGCCCGCUUAAUUAGGAUUUUCUAACUGAGAAGAACCGCCGCCGCCGCCGUUGCAGUCGCGUGUGUCUGCAUAGACUGAUUCUUUGUAAUUUUGCGCAUUUACUAUAUGCUUCCCGAUAUUUUAUUAUUUCUUAUUAUUCUUCGUGUUUUCACUUUAAGAGGAAAUAAAGAGUAAAAUGACAUUUUUACCCGA